CCGAGCGUGCGCCCGGGAGCGCACCAUCCUCCUCGCCGCCACAUCUCGCAUCGCCACCUCCCGAGUCCAAGUGAAGAGGUUGUGAUGGGAUUAUCAUCUCACUUCUAUUGUGCGGGUCCACAACUCGGGAGAGGCGCGCGCGACCCCUGCGUCCACCUCAACCGUCUGUGCAGAUAUUGAAGUUUGUCAUUACCGUCAGCGUUUCAUCUCGAUCCGCGAUGGAGUGACACUUGAGGGACUAUGAUGGACGCACUGACUUCGGAGCUCGUGUCCAGAAGUGCUCCGGUUUGCAUGACGCGCGGUGUCGAGUGAGCCCCCGGGACGGUCAUCACUCAUUUGUGUUCAUGUGGCAGGACAAUUCUGAUCGUCCAAACAGAGCAAUGGUGAUGUGCGCAGCGAGCCUACCGAGACUGACGUGCGAACUCGCCACUUUGCGUCUCGUGCGAGAGCGCGUCUUAAAACGCGUCAUUCUUCAUUCGUGUUCAUUCCGCUGAACUUGUUGAUGAGCGCCGGGACCUUGGAGAGCAUGUGCGCCAGGGGACUUUCAACGCUUUUCCAGACCACCACACAGGACGAACACAAUGAGUGACAGCCAGAGAAGCUGAGGAGACCUGUCACACGUUGUCUUAUCAACACGUCAAAGGGCUAUCUGCCUCUCGCCUCUCCCUCCUCCAUCAGCCUCCCUCAAGCUUGUCCUCUCCUCAAUGGACUGCGAGCCCUAAAGAGACACAAAGAGUAAAAAGAAAAGAAGACGCCUUUAAGAAGACAUGUCUCCCCAUUCCCGUUGAGCGAGUUUCUCUCAGUGGAAGCGGCAGUAGGAGAGGGGAUCCUCGCUUAAAAGUCUUUCUAAGGAGAAAGGGCCUUAGAGAGGACCAGUCAUGCGUCUCUAUUUGGCAUUGGCGCUUCAGGCGUUGUGGACUGGCGUUUGCCAAGCUGCCAUGCAGCACUACCCUGCGGCUUGGGGCCACUACGACGUGUGCAAAUCCCAGAUCUACUCAGACGAAGGACUAACCUGGGACUACAUGGCCUGCCAGCCGGAGACGGCAGACAUGACCCAGUACCUGAAGGUCAUGCUUGAUCCACCCAACAUCACCUGUGGAAAUCCUCCUGAGACAUACUGCGCACUGGAAAAUCCCUACAUGUGUAAUAAUGAAUGUGACGCCAGCACUGAGGAGCUCGCCCACCCUCCAGAACUCAUGUUUGACAUCGAGGGACGCAACCCCACGACGUUCUGGCAGUCCACGUCCUGGAAAAGGUAUCCAAAGGCCCUCCUGGUCAACAUCACGCUCUCUUGGAACAAGACCAUCGAGCUGACAGAUGACAUCGUCCUCACGUUUGAGUCAGGCCGACCAGAACAAAUGGUACUGGAAAAGUCGCUGGACUAUGGACGUAGCUGGCAGCCCUAUCAGUUCUAUGCCACUGACUGUCUGGAUGCCUUCACCAUGGAGCCCAAGACGGUGCAGGAUCUGACCCAGCAUACUCUGCUGGACAUCAUCUGCACUGAGGACUACUCUCGAGGUUAUGUGUGGAAGUAUGACAAAACAGUUCGCUUUGAGAUCAAGGACCGCUUUGCGCUGUUCGCCGGUCCGCGACUCCACAACAUGGCGUCACUUUAUGGCCAACUGGACACCACCAAGAACCUGCGAGACUUUUUCACCAUCACAGCCCUGAGAAUCCGUCUGCUGCGACCUGCCACUGGAGCCACAAUGGUGGACGAGAACAACCUGUCCAGAUACUUCUACGCCAUUUCUGACAUUAAAGUCCAGGGCAGGUGCAAGUGCAACCUUCACGCCAACAGCUGCGUGUUUGACAAAGAGAAGCUGAGCUGCGAGUGUGAGCACAACACCACCGGGCCCGAUUGUGGUCGCUGUAAGAGGAACUACCAAGGCAGAGCGUGGAGUGCCGGCUCCUACUUGCCCAUCCCGAAAGGCACUGCGAAUAUAUGUAUUCCUAAUAACAUUGGUCCUGUUAUUCGGCCGAAUGUCUCGUCCCUAGGUGUCGCUAACCGAAAAGAAGUAGCUCCACAAGUUGCAUUGUCCACUGCCCCUUCAGUCCACGUUGCAAACCGCAAACGAGACUGCGAAUGCUUCGGCCACUCCAACCGUUGCAGCUACAUCGAGCUGCUAAACACGGUCAUUUGCGUGAGCUGUAAGCACAACACUAGGGGGCAGCACUGCCAGCUAUGCAAGCUGGGCUUCUAUCGCAAUGCUUCGGCAGAACUGGAUGAUGAAAAUGUUUGCAUAGAGUGUAAUUGUAAUCCCUUUGGCUCAGUCAGUGAUCGCUGUAAUGGCACAGGAUAUUGUAUAUGUAAGGAGGGCACUACAGGGCCUAAGUGUCGCGAGUGUCUGCCUGGCUAUAUGUGGGACGAUGGCUGCAAAUCUCGGGUAUGUGACAACGAGCUCAUGCGCUGCCAAAACGGCGGCGUGUGCAUCAGCAACGUCCGCUGCAACUGCCCCUCGGCCUACACAGGCCUGCUGUGCGAGAAGCCGCUCUGCGAGUCGGAGCUGGGGGGUUGUCGAGGUGCCAGUUCGGGCCAACGCCCCCUGAGGCCCGCAUCCUCCUUCGGGCUACUGCUACUUCUGGGCUUGGCACUUCUCUAAAGAGACCGAUCUGGUGGGGGCAGUUUAACCCCACAACCCCCACCCCUGCCCCUCCCCUCCCCCCGCACACACAAACAGCCUUCACCUCACCGACCGACCCAUCCCUCUUUCGAAUAACCCACGACCAUUCAAGCAGAACAAUCGUGAGCUUUGUGGACUGUACUACACCAGCUUCUUCUUUGAGCAGCCUCAGCGGACACUGAUGUGAAAAGGAAUGUGCCAGAUCAGUGAGUGCAAAAUCUUUUUGUUCAUUCAAUAUCAAAGAAUAUAUACACAAAAAAAAAUGUAAAUGUAUACUUGUAAAAAAUGCAAAAUAAUCUUGAAAUUGAACGUAAAAGAGUGCAAUGAACAAUGAGACCCCCCGCUCCCCCCCUCCCCCCCACACCCGCCCCACCCAACCGCUCCGGCUCAUCCUUCCUCUAAGCCAUACAGGUGCUUAAAGCUCCCCACCGGUCGGAGCGAAUAACUGAAGAGGACUUCCUCUGUUAUCGCCACGGCAACAACGGCGGCAACCAAUUGACUCGCACGAGCCGACCGCGGCUGCCGAGACCCCUUUGGGACGUUCCUGUAAGCUUAAGGCUGGCCGGACCGUUGAGGAAGACAAAACAAAGAAAUAUUUCCCUCAGCUUCUUCAAUAUAAUGUCCGUCGGGGAGGACAAACGCAGAACGUGUUCUUCGCCGGUGCAUUGUGGAUGGAAAGAAAUAUGCGCAGACUGCGACGUUGCGGCGCGCAAACUUUCCACCAGUUUCUCUGCCUUCAAGCUCAUGCUCCUCUUCCUUCCCUUCGCCGUGCUGCCACUGACCUGUGCUUUUGUGAAUCUUCCUCGUCGGUUGAAGGAUUCUUUUUUUUUCUUUCUUUUUCUUUUUUUUGUCAAAUGUUGGUGAUGCACAUGUGUAAGAAUCCUCUCCGUUUUUCUCUCUCUCGGCUCUCCCAUCAUCUUUCCUCCUCCAAUAAGCGCCACUAAAGCUGUCUGAUUCUUUUCUAUUAGACUCUCUGCUCUCUCGACCCGGUCAGAGGAUAGUUUUCCACACGACAGGUGGAUAGAAAAUCAUCGAUGUAUUUACAGGUUCACAUCUAAACUGAGAAAACAAAACAAGUAAUGUAGUACUUUUGUAUCUUUGCUGAACUGUGACAAAAAAAAAAAGGCAAAUUUAAUGUAUGUAUAUGACACCCAAAAUGCAGGCUUUUUUUUUUUCUUUUUCUACCCCAUUCAUCUUUAUUUCAUGCUUUUAGUUGUACGGGUCAUUUUCCUUUUUGUUGGCAAUGUGCUGGCGUCAAAGAAUAUCAGUUUACAUCCAGUAUUAAAAAAAAGUGUAUUUCAAUCUCACCAAAGGACAUUCUAAAUGUCAUGUUCUCGCGUUAACGCUUGAGGAUUUAAGUGAAUAAAAGCUUCAAAGUGA
Hippocampus comes (tiger tail seahorse) is the source of this 4001-nucleotide messenger RNA. It is a transcript of the gene ntng1a, whose product is annotated as netrin g1a. Gene Ontology annotation, biological process: axonogenesis; tissue development; animal organ morphogenesis. The transcript is spliced from 10 exons. NCBI's taxonomy places the organism in Eukaryota, Metazoa, Chordata, Actinopteri, Syngnathiformes, Syngnathidae. Bases 879 to 2600 code for a protein of 573 amino acids. The record is from RefSeq and is a predicted model, not a curated record.